UCAAGCAUCAGACCAUCCACCCCAUCGCAUCAGACCCCUCCCCUUUGCCCAGCCUCUCUCGCUCACUAUCCUCGCCCCCUCCUUGUUGUCCUUGGUGCUGCUGCUGGUGCCCCAGUAGUUGGAGCCGCUGAAGGCCCCCUUGAGGGCGUCGGCUUCCCUUCGGCGCUUCUUGGCCUUCUUGGGUGGGGCGGGUGGAUUGGCGCCGUCAUCCUGCUGCUGCGGCUGCUGCUGCUGCUGCGGCUGCGGCUGCUCGCCUUGGCCCUCCUGCUGCUCGUCUUGCGGCGCCUCCUCCUGCUGCUGCUGCGGCGGCGGCGGCUCCAUGUCAGGCUCAGCUGAUGGAUCCCAACACAGACAGGCAGACAGACACACAAAAAACGCAUUCAUCCGAGACUUGAGGUCAGGAUCUGCCCGCCAAUGAUGUGUGUGUCUACCUGGCAGCACACGGCGCUUCUUGAGGGGGGGUCCUGCGAGCUGUCCGUCCUGGCGCUUCCUCUUGGUGCCCCUCCUGUUCGAGUGGCGCUGACGGUGGCGCUUGUGCGGGCGGCGAAUGGGCUCGUUCCCGUCAGCUUCGCCGUCACACGGCCUCUUCUGCCCGCGCCCUUCUGUUGAACCCUCUUUCUGGCCCGGGCCCCCACCGCCACCAGCAGCAAGCAGCCCUUGCUGAUGUCGUUGGCCACCUCGGCUGAGUCGUUCUUGAGCGACGUGGGGCGGGCUUCUUGGCCUUCUUGUGGCAGUUGGGUAUCCUGCCGCCGCGUGAGUGCUCGCGCGUCUCGAGGUCGUACCCUUCCGCCAGGGCUGUCGGGAUGUCUGAGGGAGGGCGUUUGCGGUCGUUCUUGGGCUCGAUGGUGCCCACGUGCCUCGCCAGCACGGCCCAGUGCGACACCGAGGGGGGAACGCCGUGUAUUGGGGCGGCGGCCGCCGAUCGCUUCAU
Molecule: messenger RNA, 931 nt
Organism: Vitrella brassicaformis
Lineage: Eukaryota; Vitrellaceae
Source: the annotation of a GenBank genome assembly